CUCCUCCAGAACACAAAACCGGCUCUUUCUUGUGAGAGCUGUCUUAACACUCUAGAUAGAUCUUCUCUCCCUGCAGGUGAACUGCUUCAGGAUUUAAAACAUCUCCCGUUCUUUGCUGGUGAACAGACCGUCUCGGAAGAUGUCCACUGAGUAUGUGAGACCCACACCCAAGGCUACAGAUAACAGACUGAAUGGCCAGGAUCAGUUCUAUCCCCUGUCAGACCUUUCGGAAGAGCUGAUAGAUGACUGUGAGAUGGAUGUAGGAAAAACACAGAGUGAAAAGCACCUGGACACCCAGCAGCAUGAACAGGAGCACAAAAAACCGCGGAGGAAAGACACACCUGUUCUUUACAUCCCACCCUUAAUCCCAGGUGUGAAACUGAUGAAAGAAGAGAAACGCGUCAUUUAUAUGGAAGAAGAAGAAACAGAAGGAAAGAAUUAGAUGAGCUUUGACAAAGGAUACCUGGCAGUUUCUGAUAAAAGUAGCUCUUUAAAUGACAAAUCUUAUUUCUAUCAUACCUAACUUACUCAAAAUAUUUUGGAGUGUAUUUUGUGCAACUCCCUCUCACAUUUGUUACCCAUUUACUUAAAUUUCUCAUUACUGUACAAAACAACUUCAAUUAAAUGUACAGACAAUCCCACCACUGCUUCUAGCUGUAACUACAGCUGACUCUUAAAGCGCCCCUGUACGUAAAAAGUGCUGCAGAUUCAUUUUGUUGCAGAAAAGAAAAAAAAAAAAGCUUGCAUGAAUUAGGAAGCUUCGGAAAGUCCUGAGUGACAGGAAUGUCAAAACGGUGCCGCAAACAACACUGACAACGUUAAAAAGAAUUAAACGGCAGGACGGCACUGGAACUCAAUCAAACAGGAGAGCUGUGGUGUAACGUAAACAGAAUGGCAUUAAUUAUCAAUAAAAAUGUCAUGUUCUGUAUUUAAAAA
Messenger RNA from Lepisosteus oculatus (spotted gar), 936 nucleotides. It is a transcript of the gene ppp1r17, whose product is annotated as protein phosphatase 1 regulatory subunit 17. The record is from RefSeq and is a predicted model, not a curated record. Gene Ontology annotation, molecular function: protein serine/threonine phosphatase inhibitor activity. NCBI's taxonomy places the organism in Eukaryota, Metazoa, Chordata, Actinopteri, Semionotiformes, Lepisosteidae. Gene Ontology annotation, biological process: regulation of phosphatase activity.